UCAAAAGCGUGGGCGAUCCAAGCCGUCUUCAGAUUCGUCGCAUUGUUUUGUAUGUGACGGUAAAAACAGUCACAUGUAACAACAAACCGAGAAGGCAUGUGUAGGCCUAGAUAUUGGGUGUACCGAUCUGAGAAUCACGGGGACAAGAAGCAAAGGGAACUGAGGAGAAAGUAUGAGGGGGACGGGAGAGCAGCCUAAUCACAUGUAGGUUAUGUAACACCACGGUUUUAUCACCAGAAGGGCGUAAUUCGUUCUCUGGGACCAAAUUGAUAGUCAGCAUAUCAGCGCCUGGGUUCACGGAAUAAAAAGCACAAGGCGUAUAUGUCUGUUAGAGAAGUGAGGGUUGUCAGUAUGUAUACAUACAAGGCCUGAGAUCCCCGACCCACGUCUUCUCCGGUGCUGGUGGUGUAUAGUCAGUGCGUAUAUGGGUCUCCUCUAUUAACCUCUACAAGAAUGUCGUGUCGUUUUUACAGCAGUAUACUUCGUUAAACAAUGACAUUGUGUAAACACGACGGAGUUGAGGCGAGCACGCCUCCCGUGUUCUGACUUCAGCACCGUCUUCCUGUCAAUGUGUUACAGCCUCAUCAGCACAGGUUUGUCAAUGUGAUGGCUGGUGGGCUGUGCCUGGUCACUGUGCUUCUUGUGACCCUGGGAGCUAAUGCGGUGUCCGGUGUCACAAUCCCGGCAGUACCCGGAUCAACCAUCACACUCAGCUGUAACAAGAUACCCUCCACAAAUCUUAUCUGGGAACACUGGGACAGUAAGCGGAUCAUCAUCCGAAGUGGUGUCGUCACGAACUCCGUCACGUCAUCAAAGUAUGUGGUUACACAGAGACAGGACAGCGAAUCAGUUGCCGUCAGCUCCGUGACGUUGUCGGAUGACGGACAGUACCGCUGUUACUAUUCUACCAGCCCUGCCGACGCCCAAGUAAUGAAUAUUAAUGUACUAGUGAGACCACAGACAGUGUAUGCGUCUGGCCCCACAGACCCGGUCAGUCAGGCAACCAUUCAGAUUCUGACGUGUGAGGUGAAAGUGGCGAAACCUCUGCCGGAAGUGAAGUGGAUUCGUAAAGAUUACGGCGGCAACUUCACCGAGUUUGCGGGAACCAAUCAGGACUGGUAUUUUCAGAACAAAACCGGAAGUCGUGUGAACACUCUCAGGGUCAAUGUGACGCGAAAAGCGUACAAAGCUGUGUUUAUUUGUCAAGCCGCAAUUUCGUAUUUCUACACCAUCCAGUUUAACGUUACGCUGGAUGUUUUCUGUAAGAUCACCCCCUUACAAACACUUUCAACAAAUUACAGUUUCUUUGUAACUAUUGCAUUAGACAUUUCCCAUUGAUGGAUAAGUCUGAUUGGUGCUUGAUUACAUGGGCAUUUCUUACUGUAACAACACAUAGCAAAAGAGACAGACGCUAUAAUUUAAUGGCGUAUAUCAUACGGAAAAAAGUAACCAACAGAAAUGUAUUUCAGGACAAAGGGGAAGAAAUAAGAGAGUGAGGCCUGCCAGAAACGACAUACAAAAUGAAAAACGCAGAAAUUAUAAAUGGUGCAAUUUGAAAAUGAAACAUCAUUCUGACGUCACAUAGAUAUAAUACGCUGCAGCCAUUUGCAUUUCGCUACAUUUCACUGAAUUUACAAGAAGGUGACCACUUUCACAAACCUGCGUAAAUCUUAAACUUAAACAUUUUUAAUAACUUUUCUCCUA
Molecule: messenger RNA, 1704 nt
Organism: Liolophura sinensis
Lineage: Eukaryota; Metazoa; Mollusca; Polyplacophora; Chitonida; Chitonidae
Product: cell adhesion molecule 2-like
Exons: 4
Coding region: 607-1338 (243 amino acids)
Source: RefSeq, a predicted model, not a curated record